Molecule: messenger RNA, 1068 nt
Organism: Linum tenue
Lineage: Eukaryota; Viridiplantae; Streptophyta; Magnoliopsida; Malpighiales; Linaceae
Source: the annotation of a GenBank genome assembly
UACCAGAAAUAGCCAGAAUUUUGAAAGUUCGAUGACAAAUAUAACCAUUUCCGUUACAUAGUUUGACGGCGUCAAUAACACCGUUAGUCAAAUUAACCAAACGCUUACCUGGCUGCCAACUCACCGGACACAAUAUUGACAACGCAACAAUACUUGCCAUGUCAUAUUUUAAUUUAAAAAUAAAUAAAAAUGACAAAUUAUUUUUUUUCUUCCUCUUCCCUCUCCCACCACUCGCCGUCGAAGAACUCUUUCUUCUCCCUCUCCUUCCGCCACAGACCCCAACCCCAAACCCAUAUCCUCUCCUCCCACUCCAACAGCGUUCCAGAUCCAACCCACCACCGACCCCGCCGACACCGCUGACCCUACGAUCUCCCUCUGGCUCAUAGCAUCCGACGGCUAAACCUUUCCAUGAAGAUCCGAACCCAAAGUGCAGGGCAACCCGGGAAAAGGUAAAACCAGAGAGAGGAAAUCAGCCGGAGCGGCGUGUCCGAUGAACCGAGCAACGACAGCAUGAGCGAUCCGAAGAACAACAUGAGUGGAGGUAGCAGUAGUGGAAAUCCUCCCAAAUACACCCAGAUCUACGACCGGAGAAGAGAGGGUGCUGCGCAAUGCGACGAACACGAAGAGAGCGGGGGAUGGGGCGCGACUGGGAGAUGCAGCGGUCGAUUGACGAUGUUGACGACGACGGGUAUUGAGAUCUGGAACAGGCGACGACGAUUAGCGAUGGCGAUGAUUGACGAUGGCGACGACGACGGGUAUUGAGAUCUGGAGCAGGCGACGACGAUUGGCGAUGGCGACGACGACGGGUAUGUAGCGGUCGAUUGAGCAAAUAGGAGAAUGGAAUUUAGAUCUGUAUUGAUGGAGAUAACAGAUUGGAAACAGAGAUUUUUUCUAUUGAUGAGGUUGAAACAGAGACGGAGUUGGGUUUAGGGGGAUGUGGGGUUUGGGCAAUUUUUCUUUUUAUUUUUUUAUUAAGUUUUUUAUUAAUCUAUGUGGCAAUGUUGUUUAUAAAUGUCACCACCACCUCAGCAAUGUCGUUAGUCUAGUCAGCUAUUUGGUUAACACCGU